UUUAAGAUAUGAACGUGUGGCUUCUUUCUGUUCUAAUUUGCGUGUUACUUUUUGCACUUAGUAUCAAUAGUGCCUUUAGUAUACGCCAAAGAAAAAGGGCGUGGCUUUCUGGAUGGUUUAAAAAGCUUACAACGAGAUGCUUUCAUAAUGGAAUAUAUUACAAUAAGGGAGACACAUUUGAUAAAACGUACGACUGGCAAACUAACACGUGCUCUGCAUUAAGAUGUGGUUUUCUCGGGAACAUUAGAAAUGUGAUAGAAGAUAACUGUAGUCCACCGACCACGCAUACAGCUCCACCAACGACCCCGCCCACUCCUACAACGACCCCGCCUUUCGGCUGCUUCUACAACCACAAAUUCUAUCCACCUGGCACUAAAAUCAGCAGUGGUAAGACUGGAAACUGGUGUUACUUUGUUGAAUGCAACAGUUACGGGGAGGUCAUCCAUGGUGAUGAUUUUAACUGCGGUAAAACAACAAGACCAACGACAAUGCCACCUACAACUAGACCUCCAGGCUGUUACUAUAAUGGGAAAUACUAUCCAUUAGGUACAGAAAUAAGUAGGGGACGUUCGGGCACUUGGUGCUAUUUUACAAGGUGUGACAGGUCCGGGCACGUCAUAUCGGGCGACAAUUUCAACUGCACGAAAAAACCACGCACAACUUCUCCUCCACCAGCAACACAACCAGCAAUUGCCGCUGACAGAUCUCUAGAACUGUUUAAGAAGGAACUAAAGGACUUACUCAGAAAAAUUAACAAACGUAAAUAAUGGGACAAGAUACAUAUACCUCAUACUAUUUACUUGCUUAUAAAUAUGUUUAAUGAAUUAAUUUUACAUUUUUAAAAGGAUUUCUCAUAUAAAAUGCUUCAGCCACAUGACUACUCACGGAUCGAUAUUUCACGACACGUGAAUGUUUACAUCACCUGUUUUUACAAAGUAUGUUUAUAUUCCAUUUUUAAUGCGACUAAUAAAUUAAAAAUAUUCAAUUUGAAUUCAACGUUGAACUCUCCAUUGUUUACAAUAAUAAACAUGAGUUAAUUAUACGCGGUCACUCGCUUGUUAGAUUCGAAAUGUUUCAAGAAUAAUAGCGACACGGGAACACGUAGAUUGAGAAUUUUACAUUACACGCAUGCUUAAACUGGACAUAUUUUGUGAGUAUACUAUAAAUACGCGAUCAAUGUUGUAUUUCAACGGACCUGUAAAAUGAAUGUUUAUACAAUUUUUCGCAAUCAUCGAGAGUGAUACGUGAACCCCUAGCACGUGAUGGUGCUUGACACCAACAGCCAUUUUCAGGGCCACCUAGCCUUUUCAUAUUGUCUCGGUUUCUGCGCAUUUAGGUGCUCAUUGACAGCUGUACAGUGACCUACUUUUUGGCUCAAGAUCCAUAUCAGGUAAUAUUCUGAGGUAAAUUAUAACCAAUUUGUGUUUUAAAAUUAAACAUUGAAGGGCAUGACCGGGGGCUGUACUCGACA
Messenger RNA from Ruditapes philippinarum (Manila clam), 1471 nucleotides. RefSeq lists its product as uncharacterized. Lineage: Eukaryota; Metazoa; Mollusca; Bivalvia; Venerida; Veneridae. The transcript is spliced from 2 exons. The record is from RefSeq and is a predicted model, not a curated record. Bases 9 to 767 code for a protein of 252 amino acids.